Molecule: messenger RNA, 1493 nt
Organism: Ricinus communis (castor bean)
Lineage: Eukaryota; Viridiplantae; Streptophyta; Magnoliopsida; Malpighiales; Euphorbiaceae
Product: heavy metal-associated isoprenylated plant protein 4
Exons: 4
Coding region: 440-1189 (249 amino acids)
Molecular function (GO): metal ion binding
Source: RefSeq, a predicted model, not a curated record
AAAUAUAAUGUUAAUAUAAACUAGAGAUUUCGGAAUCUAGUUCUCUCAAAAAAUGUAGCGUUCUUGUGCAAACAGAAAUUGAAAUGUUGGUAUUUUUAUUUUUAUUUUUUAUAUAUGGAUAUUUCCAGGAACAACAUCACAAUCACACUCUAUACGAGAAAAAUAAAAAUAUGAAUUAGAGUCUAACCAAUAGUGGGCGAGACUUGAAAGGAAGAGAGAUAUAAUAUAAGGCGUGUAUUCUGCGAAUGUCAAGUUGCUGGUAAACUACUCUCACCAAGAAGUUGCCUUAAAACUUGCAGAUUGGUCAAGCUUCGCUCCUCUUUCUUAAGUUUUAUCACCAGUAAUAUCCAGCUGCAUGGUUCUUCUCUUCAUAUUCUAGACUGCUAUAUCACUUUUAUUAAGAAAACUGUGGCGGAUUAUCCAAGCCAGAGUUGUUACUAUGGAAGUCAAAGGUGAAAAAAUAGCUAAGGAAAAGGUUGAUGAAGUGAUAACUGCAGUAUACAAAGUUAACCUGCACUGCCAGCAAUGUGCUCGAGAUAUCAAAAAGCCUCUUAUGAAUAUGCAAGGAGUUCACAACGUGGACGUUGAUUUUCAGAAGGCUGAAAUCAAGGUUAAAGGCGUGAUUGAUGUAAUAAAAAUCCAUAAGCAAAUAGAGAAAUGGAGCAAGAAAAAGGUUGAGAUGGUUUCACCAGAAAUCAAAAUCAAGAACACUGGUGCAACAGAGAAGAAACUAGUCGAGCAAACCAAAAAAGCAAUUCUACGGACAACAUCGAUAAAGGUUCAUAUGCAUUGUGACAAAUGUGAGAAUGACCUGCAAAACAGGUUACUGAAGCACGAAGGUAUUUACAGUGUCAAAACUAACAUGAAAACACAAACUUUAUUAGUCCAAGGAAUUAUAGAAUCUGACAAAUUACUAGCUUACAUUCGGAAGAAAGUGCAUAAGAAUGCAGAGAUCAUUACCUCCAAACCUGAGAAAAUGGAAGAGAAGAAAGAGGUAAAAGAGGCAGAAAUCAAAGAAAAGCAACAAGUUGAAGCUAUAUCCAUCAACUCUACCAAACUUGUAGAAUUCAAGACAGAGAAGAAGGUAGCGGCGCAAACUACAGAGGGCAAUGCACCUUAUUUUAUUCACUACGUCUACGCUCCUCAGUUGUUUAGUGAUGAAAAUCCAAAUGCUUGCAUUAUAAUGUAAACUAGUGAUAUACUGACAAACUGUAAAUCUGUCUCAAUGUCACUGAAGCAACCACACAGCACUGAAUCAUAUGCACAUUAUUUUUCUAAAAUAUCAUGAUUGUUUGCUAUGAUGUCACGACAAAUUCUAGCUGAAUGAUGGUUUGCUGCAAAAAGUAGCUACAGAAAGGCUACAAACGCAUAGCGUGCUCAGCUCUACAAUGGGUCCACUCCAUUAUAUGAGUAGAAAAUUCCUUAUUGAAAACGGGAUUAUGCUAUGCGAAUACACAUGAAAGAUUUAUCUGUAUCCUUAAUAAUCCUCAAUA